Messenger RNA from Cyprinodon tularosa, 4057 nucleotides. It is a transcript of the gene nfx1, whose product is annotated as nuclear transcription factor, X-box binding 1. The transcript is spliced from 23 exons. Gene Ontology annotation, cellular component: nucleus. The record is from RefSeq and is a predicted model, not a curated record. Lineage: Eukaryota; Metazoa; Chordata; Actinopteri; Cyprinodontiformes; Cyprinodontidae. Bases 230 to 3448 code for a protein of 1072 amino acids. Gene Ontology annotation, biological process: negative regulation of transcription by RNA polymerase II. Gene Ontology annotation, molecular function: zinc ion binding; RNA polymerase II transcription regulatory region sequence-specific DNA binding; DNA-binding transcription factor activity, RNA polymerase II-specific.
CCGGUUCACAACCCUCCCCGUGCUAGCGCUCAGCUAGCAGGUGUUCUUAGGUUGAUUUAAGUGGAGAAAAGACGAAAUAUUGAACAAGUUAUAAGGAGCUUUGGGUCGGUUUUACCCACAGAGGACAGGAGUGAGGUGGACUGUCAAACCGUGGACCCGGGUGGACCUGUCAGCUCUCCUUAACGAGCCUGCUGCUGUUAAACUUGCUAGGAGAAAAAGUACAAAGUGAAUGGCUGAAGGCUCCUCGGACCCACCUGACCUCAAUCCAGAUGGUAAACUGCAGAACAAGCAGCAUCACCGAGGCUCUAAGAGAGGCCGACCCAGACAUAACAGUGACAGAAACCUGAGCGGCUACAGCUAUGACCCAACUCAACCUUAUGGAAACUUUAAUCAAGGUUUCAAACAAGCAUUUGGCCAAAAUAACUUGAAUUACUUUGAGUGUAAUGCUCCUUCCUAUCCAGAAGUAGAUGGAGCCAGGGGAAGAGGCAGAGGACGAGGAAGGAGAGGGGAAAACAGGUUUUAUAAUGGAAAUGUAGGAAGUUCUGGACACUGGCAGCAAAAACCUGGUAGGGACUUUGGUCCGUUUGGUUCUGGCAGCAGAUAUGCUAGUUCCAUGGAUGGACCUGAUGCUCCAAGCUGGAGGAGGGAAAGUGGGAACAGGGAUUCACAGCAAACCUUAAAAGAUCACGAAUCUCAAGUUAAAAAGACAGGAAUUUCAGGUCGGGAGCAGGUGAAGGGAGAUGAAAUUGAUAUUCCAUAUCAAAGCUAUCAUGACCAUUCAGAGACCACAAAAAGAGCUUCCCAGAGCAGGCCAGGCAUCAGAACCCAAAUUCACGAUCAACCGAGGACAAGCAAAGAGGGGAAGCGGCGACAAGGACCGAUCAAGCCCCCAAAACCACAGUCUGACAGCGAGGAGGGCUUAAAGAGAGCAGCUGAUGGCCAGGAUGGCUCUGACCUGAGAAGAUUGUCUCAGGAUCCUGCCUACAAAGCUGGAAAAUCCUCAGGACCACAGAAAUCUUUUCAAGGAAGAGGAGGGAGAAGGCCAGGCUACCAGAACACCAGCUCGGUUCAGAGGGGCUCCAACACAAUGCCAAAAAGCAAAGAGACACAGACAGGCUGCCUGAUUGAACAGCUGUCUGAGGAAAAGUACGAGUGCAUGGUGUGCUGCGACGUGAUCAGGGCCAUGGCCCCGGUGUGGAGCUGCCAGAGUUGCUUCCACGUCUUCCAUCUGAACUGCAUCAAGAAGUGGGCGCGUUCCCCGGCCUCGCAGGCAGACGAUUCAUCUGAUGGUUGGCGUUGUCCUGCUUGCCAGAACGUAGCACUGAAGCACCCAACCUCCUACACCUGCUUCUGUGGCAAAGUGACGAACCCCGAGUGGCAGCGCAGCGAGAUUCCCCACAGCUGCGGUGACAUGUGUGGGAAGAAGAGGAGCGGCGCAGACUGCAACCACCCCUGUAACAUCUUGUGUCAUCCUGGACCUUGUCCUUCAUGUCCUGCAUUUGUCACCAAAUCCUGUGUCUGUGGGAAGACAAGUCAGCCGAUGCGCUGCGGCCAGGCCACAGUCCUCCAGUGUGACAAAGUCUGCGGGGCUUUACUCAACUGUGGCGAACACUGUUGCACGCAGGUGUGCCACAGCGGGGCGUGUCAGCCCUGCCAGCUGCAGGUUGAGCAGGUUUGUUACUGCGGCGUGACGACUCGUACUGUGCUGUGCGGCACAGAUAAAGAAGGCUUUAAUGGCUCAGGACAUUUUUCCUGUCAAAAAGUUUGUUCUAAGAUGUUGAAUUGUGAAGCUCACCGCUGCCAUCAGGUGUGCCACCGCGGGCCGUGCCAGCCGUGCCCACGCUCUCCGAGCCUGGUGAGGACCUGUCCCUGUGGCCAGACCCCACUGACCAAACUCCUGGAGCUGGGCUACUCUGAGCGCCGAAGCUGCUCUGAUCCCAUCCCGUCCUGCGGGAAGACAUGCAACAAACCUCUGCCCUGUGGCUCCAACGACACCAUUCAUUUGUGUCAGAAUUUAUGCCAUGAGGGGAGCUGUGGUCCCUGCUCUCUGACCUCCACAAUCAGGUGCCGCUGUGGCUCCAAGACCAAGGAGGUUCCAUGUGAAGAUAUUAAAAAAGAAGACGAGCUCAUCUUUACGUGUAAAAGACGAUGCAACAAGAAGCGUUCCUGUGGUCGACACAAGUGUGGAGAGCUCUGUUGUGUGAAUGUGGAGCACAGGUGCCCCAUGAUCUGCGGCUACAAGCUGAGCUGCGGCCUCCACCGCUGCCAGGAGCCGUGCCACAAAGGGAACUGUGAGCCCUGUUGGCAGUCCAGUUUUGAUGAGCUGACGUGUCACUGUGGCGCCACCGUGUUGUACCCCCCGAUUGCCUGUGGCACAAAGCCACCAGAAUGCAAGAACCUUUGCACAAGAAGACAUGAGUGUGACCAUCCCGUGUUUCACAACUGCCACAGCGAGGAAAAAUGUCCACCUUGCACAUACCUUACUCAGAAAUGGUGCAUGGGAAAGCACGAGCAACGCAGCAACAUCCCGUGUCACCUGCAAGACAUUUCCUGUGGGCUGACAUGUAAUAAGAUGCUGCCUUGUGAAAUGCACCGCUGCAAACGGCUCUGCCACCGUGGAGGAUGCUUGCCGGAGGGUGGUUGCCAGCAGCCGUGCACGCUGCCCCGCCCCGACUGCGGCCACCCCUGCGCUGCUCCCUGUCACAGAGGCAGCAGCUGCCCACGCACCACCUGCACUGCCAAGGUAGCACUCCAAUGUGAUUGUGGGCGAAGAAAGGAAGUUGUUGCCUGCACAGAAGCUGCCAAUUCUUACCAGAGGUUUGCAGCCAUCGCGAUGGCCAGUAAACUCUCUGACAUGCAGCUGGGUGACACUAUGGACAUCGGGCCUCUCCUCACCAAGAGAGAGCUGAAACAGACGAGGCUUGAGUGCGAUCAAGAAUGCGCCACUUUGGAGAGAAACCGACGUCUGGCCGAGGCGUUGCAGAUAGACUCCUCCUCAGACCCCUUCAACGUUCGCUCCUCUGUUUACAGCGACAGCCUCAAAGAGGACGCCAGGAAAGACUUGAAGUUUCUCUCUGAAGUAGAGGAGGAGAUUAGGAAUCUUGUGGAGCUCGUGAAUAAGGGAAAACAGACGAAGAGGAGCCACUGCUUUCCUCCGAUGAACAGGGAGCACCGUAAGAUCAUCCACGAGCUGGCUGAGGUCUACGGCGUGGAAAGCGUGAGCUACGACAGCGAGCCCAAACGGAACGUGGUCAUCACUGCCCACAGAGGGAAGUCGGUCUGUCCCAACUCAACCCUGACAGCAGUGAUAGAGAGGGAGACGGCCGUGAGGGCGCCUCCUCCCAUCGCUCAUAUCAAACAGAACAGCAGCAAGGCUGGAGGAGGAAGCGCCUGGUCAAAGACGGUAAAGGAGGAGCCUGUGAUUGAUUAUUUUGACGUUAAGGACUGAAGAAGAGUGAAGACAAAAACCUUUGGGAUCUGCCUGUUGACUUCACUUUCCAUCUUUGUUCACCAAACAUCCCGAAUCAUCUGGCUUUCCAAUCAAAUAAAGCUAUAUUUGGAAUCAUUGCAAAUCAGUCAGCUCAGAUUUAUACAUGCUCACUAGGAGUCACUUUGGAAAUCUAUCGUUUGGUUACGAGUAAAUUCACAUUCAGGGGUGGUACGUCUGUGUUUAAGAUGAAAUGAUUUUCUUUAAACCGGCAGGUCUUCUCUUCAGUUUAAGGUUCCUUAAACACACAGCAGGCAUUGUUUUUAGCAGUUAAACAUCUUGUGUUCUUUUUGUUGGUGCUGAGCCAAGGCUGCUGCUGUAAAAACCUGUGUUGAUGGAGGGAGUGGGCUGCAUUGCGGAAAGAAAGCUUUCUGGGAACGCAGCUCUGACCUAGAUGUAGGGCUGCUCUUUCUGAAAACUUCCUCUGUGAAAGCUGGAAGCAUCCUGAGCUCGGCCUGCCACGGGCUAAUCUAGAAACUGGCAUCAUUUCAACUUUUUCCGAGGGCUGAGAUGGUAAAUUUAUAAAAUGAAAGGUUUUCACAAUCACUUCAUUGCACCUGCUCAAAACAU